CGCUCAGUCCCGUCCUCCGCCGCGCUACAACUUACGAUGGUGAAAAUGAAGUGCUUCGCAAUGUGUGCGGCUUUGGCUUUAACAUGUUUUAUGAUUGCCGUGGAUGCAGCCGAAUUUGAUAUGAAAAACGAAAUAAAGGCGAUGGCGGAGCAGAUCGAGAUUUUGAAAACUUUGCACCUAACAGACGUUACGCGGCUCAAGCGUGAAAUUGAAGAACUGAAGGAAAUAUCAUCGGCUUCCGCAACGGGUAGCCAGUUACAGAAUGAGCAGACGACUCUCCAGUGGGCGCGCGCCUCGCUGCAGGAGCUGCGCGGGCAGCUGCGCGAGCUGCGCGCGCAGCUCGACAACUCCGCGCUGCUGCGCCAACUGCACGUCAUGCGGAAUGAGCUGAAGCAAGCGUUGAUGGAGACUUCGGACUUGGGUCAGAUGGCGCGCACGCAGGAGGCGCGCGUGGACAAGUUGGACGGCGCGGUGGGCCGCCUGCAGUACGAGGCGCGGCAGGCGCGCGACGCCCGCGCCGAGCACCGGGCGCUCAUCGCCGACCUGUCUAAGGAGAUCAAAACUAAUCAGCUAGAAGAACUAAGCACCGCCAAUUACAACGACGUGUACGACAUCCACGAAGUGAAGGACGGCGAGCCAAGGCCGGCGCACAGCCACAAGUACCGGCACAACAAGAUGGUGCACGCGCAGAUCUCGCGCGUGGCGCGCGCGCAGGACCAGCUCGAACAGUUCCAGCAGGGCCUGCAGACGCAGCUACUCGACGUGCAGCGCCGCCUCGACCGCUUCGAGGAACCCAACUGGAACCUCCUCUCGGCCAAAGUCGAAUUCCUAGAACUCGAUACUAAAAACCUCAGAGAUGAACUUAAAAACAUCACCCAGAGCGUAUCCGAUUUUGACAAAGUACACGCAUCGAUGUUGGAAUUGCGCGAGGAUGUUGAGAGCAUCGAGAAUAAGGCUGAUAAAACUAUCCCGGAAUUCAGGAAGGAGAUUUCGAAACUGGACAUUAGUUUUGCUCAGCUUACCGCCCAGUCUUCGUAUCUUAAAGAGGACCAGGAGAACCUGCGCCAGUCGGUGAAGGCGAUCGCCGUGAGCGUCAGCAACGCCGUGGACCGCGCCGAGCUCGACCGCGUGCUCAUCAAGCGCAUCAACGACUCCGUCGCGGACCUCACCACCAGGUCCAAGGAACAUUUCUACAGACUGAACGAUCAUAUUCUUAAGAGCGAAGCCAUUCAAGACAUCAAUGUAACCGAGAUCAUUCCGCUGCCCGAACUGAUGGGAGAGGUCAAAGAGCUACAGCCCGUUCAGCGAGAAUACGAAGACUUAGUAAGCCAACUGCCGAAAGACUGCUCGAGUGUAUCGGGCCCCCCCGGCACCUACCUUAUCCGCCCGGGCAGCGUGCCUCUUGACACGUGGUGUGUCAACGGGAGCACUCUGUUGCAGCGGCGAUACAACGGUUCGAUUGAAUUCAACAGAAAAUUCGCAGAGUACGCUCACGGUUUCGGAGACCCGACUUCUGAAUACUGGCUCGGACUUCAAUCCAUGCACCUGCUGACGGCCGAUAAUUGUUCCUCUAUGAGAAUCGACAUGAUCGAUAUCUACGGAGGGUUCUGGUAUGCCCAGUACGAUCACUUCUCGGUGGGCAGCGCCGACACGGGUUACGUAUUGAACGUGAGCGGAUUCAAGGGCAACGCGAGUGACGCCUUCGAGUACCAGAACCACAUGGAGUUCUCGGCCGUCGAUCGCGACCGCGACAUCUCGAACACGCACUGCGCCGGCAACUACGAGGGCGGCUGGUGGUUCUCGCACUGCCAGCACGUCAACAUCAACGGCAAGUACACGCUGGGCCUCACGUGGUUCGACUCCUCGCGCAACGAGUGGAUCGCUGUCGCCUCCACCGAGAUGCGGAUGUACCGCCGGCCCGGCUGUACUUAGGCACGCAACGCCCUCUCAAUCAUAAAUUAUAUUCAUAUUAUUGUUAGACUAGUAAAAAUCGCUAUGAUCGAUAUUGUUUAUAAUAAUUUAAUUGUUACCAAAGAUAGCGCUAGUAGGAAAACAAUGGCACUUACUUAAUUUUCUUUCUAUCCUUCUUUUCAUGUGUUAUAAGAAUAGGUAUAUAAAUGUAACUCCGAUUAGAUAUUUCCUUUGUCAGUAUCUGUAAAAUUUAAGGUAAACAUUCUAUAUUGACAUUAGCUUUCAGAAUAUUAUUUAGUGAAAGCGGCAUGAUACUUAAUAAGCCCAAACAUAAUAAUCCCUUAAUAGUAUCUCAAAAACCGUCUCAUUUAUUUAUGAAAGGUUAACUU
This is a messenger RNA of Leguminivora glycinivorella, 2300 nucleotides long. RefSeq names its product protein scabrous (gene sca). Lineage: Eukaryota; Metazoa; Arthropoda; Insecta; Lepidoptera; Tortricidae. The transcript is spliced from 6 exons. Bases 37 to 1932 code for a protein of 631 amino acids. The record is from RefSeq and is a predicted model, not a curated record.